Messenger RNA from Sebastes umbrosus (honeycomb rockfish), 1799 nucleotides. Its product is annotated as ubiquilin-1-like. Gene Ontology annotation, molecular function: polyubiquitin modification-dependent protein binding. The transcript has 10 exons. Gene Ontology annotation, biological process: ubiquitin-dependent protein catabolic process. The record is from RefSeq and is a predicted model, not a curated record. Bases 246 to 1799 code for a protein of 517 amino acids. NCBI's taxonomy places the organism in Eukaryota, Metazoa, Chordata, Actinopteri, Perciformes, Sebastidae. Gene Ontology annotation, cellular component: cytosol.
AGAGUGCUGGCAGUGUAAGGAGCUAUAGCCUACAAUAUAACUGGUAUCAAAGAUAUUAAAAGGGUUAGGAUUUGUAUUCACACCAUCCUGCGCAGUUGGAUCAGAGCUGGCUCUCAUCCACACAACUUUCUGCCGAGUCAUCAUCCGGACGGCGCUCCUCCUCCUCCUCCUCCUCCUCCUCAUCAGGACCGCUCAUCUUCAUCUUCAUCCUCAUCCUCAGCGCGGAGGACAGGACAGGACCGGAGAUGUCAGGAACGGUUGGAGAUGAACAGAGAGCACCGGGUGACCGUCAGAAGUCUGAAACGAUCCACGUCACCGUCAAAAGUCCCACGGAGAGCAACGACUUCACCGUCAGAAGAGGCUGCACCGUCACACAGCUGAAAUGUGGUCUAGCAAAGCGUCUGGGAGUCCCUGCAGAGCAGCUGGACCUGGUCCACUCUGGACGGGUCCUCAGAGAGACAGAAGUCCUGAGUCACCUUAAAGCAGCACGGGAUGAGUCAGUCAGCCUCCGUGUGAUCCAAAGGCCUCAGCAUCCGUCUGCUGCUCCCACCUGUGAUCCAGCUUCAGAAACGGUCCAGUCGGAGCCUACAGCCGUUCUCGAUCCUGUCCCUGAUAGCUUCACGCCGUCUCCCACCUCUCCCUUUUGUCUGGUAGAAGGUCUGGACAGUCUUGGCCUGGCAAACAGCGGGGCUUGCUUCUUCCCUGCACUCCAGCGCCAGAUGGAGAGCCAGCUGCUGGCUGACCCGGAGAUGAUGCGCCGUGUCCUGGGCAGCCCCUUCGUGCAGAGCACCCUCUCCGCCUCCGGCCCUCAACUAACCAGACAGCUCAUUCUGUCCAAUCCCCAAAUUCAGCAGCUCCUGCAGACGAACCCAGAGGUGGGAGAUAUGCUUAACAACGCAGAUAUUAUCACGCAGGUGAUGGAGCUCGCCAGGAACCCUGACAUGAUAGAGGAAGUGAUGCAUAAUGAAGACAGAGCAUUAAACAAUUUGCUGCCAGAGCAGGAAACCUCUGAAAGCAUCGAUGGUGAUUCUCCAGUAGUGACUACAUCAUCAGGGACUCAACAGCAAACUGAAAGAGAAAGCAACGAGACUCCACCCGUCUCCAGUCACUCCACAGAUCCUCUCAGAGAGCUGACCGCCUCGCCCGGAGCUGAUCCAAACCCUCAGAGCGCUGUUACUGCAGGUUUGCAAUCACUGCUGGAGGAGAUCAUGUCCAGUCCAGGCCUGAUGGAGAGCCUGCUGUCUGGGCCCUAUGUCAACAGUCUCCUCAACUGCCUCGGCCAGAACCCUGACCUGGCUGCACAGAUGCUGCUGAGCCACCCUUUGUUUUCGGGAAAUCCUCAGCUGCAGCAGGAGAUGAGACAGCAGAUCCCUCUCUUCCUGCAACAGAUACAGAGUCCAGAGCUGCUGUCAGCCAUGUUGAACCCCAGAGCUAUGGAGGCUCUGCUACACAUCCAGCAGGGCCUACAGACUCUGGCUGAGGAGGCUCCUGCACUGAUACCUACAGCUGGUGUUCAUGCUGCCCCUGAGCUGGCAUCUGACUCUGUCCUUAACAACCAAUCAGGAAGUGGUCCUCACGUUGCCAUGGUGACAGAGCAGCAGCAGCAGCAGUUUGUGCAACAGAUGCUACAGGCGCUGGCUAACACCAAUCAUGGGAUCCAUGUGGAGGAGGCUGAGUUCCAGGACGAGCUUGAGCAUCUGAGCUCAAUGGGUUUCAGAGACAGAGAGGCGAACCUUCAGGUCCUCAUCAGCACUGGAGGAGAUCUCACCACUGCCAUACAACAUCUGCUCAGUCACUGA